AUGACGGAGAAAAAAAUAAGUCUCCCUGCUAAGCUGAUUAAUGGGGGCGUGGCGGGCCUGGUUGGUGUGACAUGUGUAUUUCCUAUUGAUCUGGCCAAAACACGCCUACAGAACCAGCAGGGUGCCCAAGUAUACAAAGGAAUGUGGGAUUGUCUGGCUAAGACAGUACGCUCAGAAGGCUAUUUUGGAUGCUACAGAGGUGCAGCAGUCAACCUCACGCUUGUCACUCCGGAAAAAGCCAUCAAACUGGCAGCUAACGAUGCCUUCAGACAAAAGCUCUCCAGAGAUGGCCAUUUGCCCCUCUGGGGGGAAGUUCUGGCUGGAUGUGGCGCAGGAACAUGCCAGGUAGUGGUUACUACUCCAAUGGAAAUGCUCAAAAUCCAACUCCAAGAUGCAGGGAGGCUGGCUGCCCAGAGGAAAGUCCCGACUGCAGCUCAGGCCACCACUCCUGGUCCAGCUCCAUCAUUAGUGGCACCGCAGCCGUCCCGAACCAGUCCUCCCACGAGAACGUCUGCCACCAGCAUCACAGUGGAGCUGCUGAGGACCCGAGGCCUUGCUGGUCUGUACAGGGGAGCAGGAGCAACCUUAAUGAGGGAUGUCCCUUUCUCAAUGAUCUACUUCCCCUUGUUUGCCAACCUCAACGCACUGGGAAGAGAAAAACAUAGAAGUCCAGGUGACGUACAAGCACGAGCCCCUUUCUGGCAGUCCUUUGUUGCGGGAUGUGCAGCAGGCUCAGUUGCAGCUGUGGCUGUCACACCCCUGGAUGUGAUAAAAACUCGACUGCAGACUUUGCAAAAAGGUGACGGGGAGGACUCCUACAGAGGAAUUAUUGACUGCACACGGCGCAUAAUGAAGCGAGAGGGACCAUCAGCAUUCCUCAAGGGGGCAGCAUGCCGAGCACUGGUGAUUGCGCCCCUUUUUGGCAUUGCUCAAGGUGUCUACUUCCUUGGGGUUGGAGAGGCGGUGCUAGGUUUGGUGGCAUAA
This is a messenger RNA of Nerophis lumbriciformis (worm pipefish), 984 nucleotides long. NCBI's taxonomy places the organism in Eukaryota, Metazoa, Chordata, Actinopteri, Syngnathiformes, Syngnathidae. The record is from RefSeq and is a predicted model, not a curated record.